Messenger RNA from Lolium rigidum, 1244 nucleotides. Its product is annotated as 4-coumarate--CoA ligase-like 1. Gene Ontology annotation, molecular function: CoA-ligase activity. The transcript has 6 exons. Bases 81 to 1073 code for a protein of 330 amino acids. The record is from RefSeq and is a predicted model, not a curated record. Lineage: Eukaryota; Viridiplantae; Streptophyta; Magnoliopsida; Poales; Poaceae.
GCUGUUCUACUCCUCGGGCACCACGGGGGAGAGCAAGGGGGGUCAUCCUCACGCACCGCAACUUCAUCGCGACCUCCACUAUGACCACAUCCGACCAAGAUCAGCGCGGGGAUGGCGCCAACGUGUGCCUCUGCUUCCUGCCCAUGUUCCACAUCUUCGGCCUCUCCGUCAUCACCUUCGCACAGCUGCAGCGCGGCAACACCGUCGUCGUCAUGUCCAGCUUCGCCAUGGACACCGUCAUGCGGGCCGUCCAGCGGUACCGCGUCACCCACCUCUUGUGCGUGCCGCCGGUGAUGAUCGCGCUCGCCAAGCAGGGGAUGAGCGGGAGGCACGAUCUCAGCUCGCUCAGGUUCAUCUUGUCUGCUGCCGCGCCGCUCGGCAAGGACGUCAUGGAGGUCGUGGCCAAAAACUUCCCAAACGCCGACAUUGUGCAGGGCUAUGGUAUGACCGAGACUUGUGGGAUGAUAUCAUUUGAAUUCCCAACAAAUGGGAAGGCUCGUCGAUUUGGGUCAACUGGAGCGCUUGCCAGUGGUGUUGAAGGAAAAGUUGUCGAUGUAGAGACACUAAGACAUCUGCCACCGAAUCAACUAGGAGAAAUUUGUGUACGGGGACCACAUAUAAUGCAAGGGUAUUUCAACAAUGUGCAAGCUACUGACUUCACAAUCAAGCAAGGGUGGUUGCAUACCGGUGAUCUUGGAUACUUUGACGAAGAAGGCCAGCUUUAUGUUGUUGAUAGACUUAAAGAGCUGAUUAAGUACAAAGGUUUCCAGAUUGCACCUGCUGAGCUUGAAGGAUUACUUUUGUCUCAUCCAGAGAUUCUAGAUGCUGUCGUUAUCCCGUUUCCUGAUACUGAAGCAGGCGAAGUUCCUAUCGCCUAUGUUGUGCGAUCACCUUCCAGUUCAUUGAUUGAAGUUGAUGUCCAGAAAUUUAUUGAAAGUCAGGUCGCAUACUACAAAAGGUUGAAGAGGGUUACCUUUGUGGAGAGCGUACCAAAGUCAGCUUCAGGCAAGAUUUUGAGAAGAGAGCUCAUCGCCCAAGUCAGAUCGGAACAAGCCAGAUCAUCCAAGCUAUAGCAAAUCUACUGCAUGAGCAAAUCUUGCUGCUAAAUUUAAAACUUCACAUAUGUGCAAUGUUAGGAGGUUUACAAAUUCCUGAAUCGCAGCUUUCACUUUUGUGCACCAUGUGUGAUGCAACACGAAUGUGAAUCUCAACAUUGUACAGAAGUUUGCUUGUGACAUUGUUCC